Trichomonas vaginalis G3 is the source of this 456-nucleotide messenger RNA. Its product is annotated as cysteine proteinases family. The record is from RefSeq and is a predicted model, not a curated record. Gene Ontology annotation, molecular function: peptidase activity. The transcript has a single exon. Bases 1 to 456 code for a protein of 151 amino acids. NCBI's taxonomy places the organism in Eukaryota, Parabasalia, Trichomonadida, Trichomonadidae.
AUGUUAUCCAUUUUACUAAAUCAUAUUACAUGCGAAACAGAUCCGCAGCAAAUUCUUAGGAACAUAGAUUCUUUCGUUCAGCAAACUCCAAAAGAUAUUGAUUUUCGAAAUGCAAAGGUUUGGGUUCAUGGAGUCAAUAUUCCAUUUUACGAUGCUUCAAACGAAAAUUGGACUGUAGAAGCAGAUUCUAGGUUUUAUUGGUAUCCAGGAUCAGGAUUUUACGACGUUAAUAAGCAUUAUCCAAGGAAUCAAUACGGCUAUAACGCGGAUGACAAUAUGUGCUGGGCUGGAUCAGCAUCCAAUGCACUUUUAUGGUUUUUAAAUACAAAUGAUGACGAAGUUCAAUAUUAUUUGAAGAAACAUCCAUAUAUUGCACAAACCCUUCCUUCAUACAAAUUCAAUCAAGUUGGAUAUGAUCCAAUUUUCAACUAUUUCCAUGGUUCGAUGGUUCCUUAA